Penicillium diatomitis is the source of this 552-nucleotide messenger RNA. RefSeq lists its product as uncharacterized. The transcript has 2 exons. Lineage: Eukaryota; Fungi; Ascomycota; Eurotiomycetes; Eurotiales; Aspergillaceae. The record is from RefSeq and is a predicted model, not a curated record. The annotation marks the transcript as partial.
UUACGUAGCUCGGCAGGUCCCACUGACAACGUCCAGGUCAAAGAGAUAAGGGCUCUCCAUGCAUCAAAUGAAAUUCUUGAAUUGAAGAUUACCCAGCUCAAAGCGAACGCAAGCCGUCUGAAGCGUGAAAUUCAACUGCUCGAGCGCCAUUUCAAGAGAUUUGAAACCCCAUUCUUUGAGAGAUGGGAGGCCGACGUCAUCACCCGCCUGAUUGAGGUUGCAUCUAUCCACCAGUCGGAGACUCAGCAUAUCGAAGCGAUCAAGCAAAUGGGGAACCGUGAACUGCUCACCCGGGCCUAUAUCAUGGGCUCGAAGUGCAUCCACGAAAGCACGGUGUAUGAACUUGGACUGACAGAUCAACACUACCAGACCCUGUUAGCCUAUGAGGAUGUUGCAGAAUACCGAAGUGACACGCCCGAGGAAAGUGCGACAUGCUUUGCCAUGUGGCUCGCCGAUGAGAAGGAGCUGCGACCGGCAAAGUACCGGUUCUGGUCUCAGAUCUAUCAUGUCUGCUAUGGUCAAUCGGUGUACGACAUUGCAGACCGUGCUUAG